Babesia bovis T2Bo is the source of this 530-nucleotide messenger RNA. RefSeq lists its product as uncharacterized. The record is from RefSeq and is a predicted model, not a curated record. The transcript has a single exon. The coding region runs from base 21 to 500 and encodes 159 amino acids. Lineage: Eukaryota; Apicomplexa; Aconoidasida; Piroplasmida; Babesiidae.
GCGUCAGUUUACCUAAUAACAUGAGCUUCGAGCUCUAUAACAUAUAUUCUCGGGGGCUAUUUAUGUUUUUUGGUGCUCGUCGUUGGAUACGUCACUGGGCUAAGAAGCGUCACGUUCAGAGUACUCACUAUUCAAUUGUUGAUGGUGAUUCUUCUAUUUACCGUCAGGUUGUUCCUGGUGACUUGUUAGCGAACCGUCGUCGUCUUCCUAAUCGCAAGCUACGUGCUCGAGAGUUUCGUUUAUCACUUUGCGGGAAUGGAUUAUUUCGUCUUCGUGCUCCCUAUCCUCCGAAUGUGAAUGUAACUUUGCCUCCAUUUCCUCGUAACGUAUCUGGUAAUCAAUCUGAUCCUCAGAAGAUGGGUCACGUUCAAUUUUUGCAACAAUAUAAGGGUGUACAGUAUGUAACAUUGAAGCGUCUGGUUCCUUAUCCUCGUGGCAACAAUGCCUACAGCUUUGAUGUGAACCGUAUUGUAACUACCCCUAGAAAUUCUGGCAGAUAAGGUCUGUCUUACAUUGUCUUUCUACUAGUA